GCCGCGGGUGGUCACCUUGCCAGCGGGCCGCAGCUAUGACGGCCGGGCCUCCCCCCCUGGAACCCAGCGACCUGCCGAUGUUCAGCGAGGAGGGCUUCGGGGACAAAUUCCUGCGCAAGACCCGCGAGAAUCCCUUGGUUCCCCUCGGCUGCCUCUGCACUGUUGGUGUCCUGACCUAUGGACUGAUCAGCUUCAAGAGAGGCAACAUCCGUCGGUCUCAGCAGAUGAUGCGGGCACGUGUCUUGGCCCAGGGCUUCACCUUCGUGGCCCUCCUGGGAGGCAUGGUGGUCACAGCCAUGAAAUCUAGAAAGUGAAGUCAGGCAAGAAAGAAGCUGCAGCUAUGGGUGAUGUGCUCGUGCCCCAGUCGUCAGUAUGGAUUCUGGCUGCAGAUGAAGUUUUCUUAGAGACAGUUGUUGAUGUCUUGGUGGAGCCAAGUGUCAGAGAAGCUGUGUUCCAGAGCACUGGAAAUGUGGGUAAUACACCUCUGUGAUUAACCUGAAAUUUAGGUUGUGGUA
This is a messenger RNA of Dryobates pubescens (Downy woodpecker), 515 nucleotides long. RefSeq names its product HIG1 hypoxia inducible domain family member 2A (gene HIGD2A). Gene Ontology annotation, biological process: mitochondrial respirasome assembly. The transcript is spliced from 2 exons. Gene Ontology annotation, cellular component: mitochondrion. The coding region runs from base 36 to 314 and encodes 92 amino acids. Lineage: Eukaryota; Metazoa; Chordata; Aves; Piciformes; Picidae. The record is from RefSeq and is a predicted model, not a curated record.